This is a messenger RNA of Passer montanus (Eurasian tree sparrow), 990 nucleotides long. RefSeq names its product translation initiation factor IF-2-like. The record is from RefSeq and is a predicted model, not a curated record. The coding region runs from base 1 to 990 and encodes 329 amino acids. The transcript is spliced from 2 exons. Lineage: Eukaryota; Metazoa; Chordata; Aves; Passeriformes; Passeridae.
AUGGCGGCCGCACCGGAGCGCGGGACCGGGAACGGCGCCGGCAACGGGAACCGCACCGGGAUCGGCCGCGGGAGCCGCCUCGGAGCGGCCCCGAGCCGCUGUGGGGCGUGCCGGGGGCGGCUGGAGCCCCCCGGUCCCUCCCGGUCCCUCCCGGUCCCUCCGGGGGGAGACCGGUUCCUCCCGGUCCCUCCCGGUCCCUCACGCCGCGCUCCCGGAAGUGCCGCCCCUCCGCCCUCAGCCAAUCAGCGGCGGGAAAACCCGCGCUCCGCCCCACGUGACCCGCGAGCGCCCCGCUCAUUAGUGGCGGGCCCAGCGCUCCAGCCAAUCAGCAGCGCGCAACGCGAGACGUCCCGCCCGCCAGAUGGACGCGCGGCGCAGCCAAUCGGCAGCGGGGGGGGCGUGGCCAGCGGCGCCAGGCUCCGCCCCCCCGCGGUUUUUGGGGCGAAUCGCGGCGGAUUCGGGGCCGGCAGAGCCUUUAUUGGGGGCGGGGGCACGGGGGCGGCCCGGGGCAGCGGCCCCAGAGGUCAGGGGUCAGCGUCUGGUCCCCAAUGUCCCCAGAGGUCAGGGGUCACCGUCCCCAAUGUCCCCAAGAGGUCAGGGGUCACCGUCCCCAGCGCCCCCGGCUCAGUGUCCGGUCCCCGGUGUCCCCAAGGGCUCAGAGGUGGCGGGGUGUCCCCAAAGGCCGGGCUGCCACUGUCCCCAGUGUUCCCAGUGGGGGCUCAGCGGCCUCGGGGUGUCCCCAGGGAAGGGGUCCUGGUGUCCCCAAUGUCCUGUUGUCCCCUGUCCCCUGUCCUGGUGUCCCCAAUGCCCCCAGUGUCCCCUGUCCCCCUGUCCUGUCCCCUGUCCCGUGUCCCGCUCAGGGCCGUCAUGGUGUCCCCAGUGUCCCCCUGUCCCCUUUUCCACUCAGGGCCGCUGCGGUGUCCCCAGGGAGCACCUUUGGGGGUCCCCAGCCCUUUGAGUCCCUCCCUGCCCAUGUCUGGGGGUCCAUGA